GGCCGUGGGGGCGAGAGUUCCGUUUCUGACUUCGCUCUUAGACUUGGGUUUCCGUGGUGCUCUCUCUUCUGGCGGAGUGACGGUGCGGAGCAAUGGCGAGCGCUCUUACGCAUUUUGUGCUGAAUACCGGAGCUAAAAUGCCGGCGGUGGGAUUAGGGACAUGGCAGGCCGAGCCGGGAGUCGUGGGUCAAGCCGUUGAGGCGGCUAUUAAGGCUGGAUAUCGCCACAUUGAUGGUGCUCGAGCUUAUAACAAUGAGAAAGAGAUUGGUGAAACACUGAAGAAGCUGUUUGCUGAUGGUCUGGUUAAGAGGGAGGAUUUGUUCAUUACCUCCAAACUCUGGUGUAAGGAUCAUGCACCAGAAGAUGUACCAGUUGCACUAAACCAAACUCUGCAUGACUUGCAACUUGAUUACAUCGAUUUGUUCCUUAUCCAUUGGCCUGUCCGGAUGAAGAAGAACUCAGUGGGAUUUGUGCCUGAAAACCUUGUUCCAGCAGAUAUACCUGCCACCUGGAAAGCCAUGGAAGCACUAUAUGACUCCGGUAAGGCCAGAGCCAUUGGGGUUAGUAAUUUCUCGACAAAAAAGCUGGGGGAUCUUCUGGAAGUAGCACGUGUUCCUCCUGCUGUUAAUCAGGUGGAAUGCCAUCCAUCUUGGCAGCAAAACAAACUUCGUAAUUUCUGUAAAUCCAAAGGAGUUCACCUCUCUGCAUAUUCACCACUAGGCUCUCCGGGAACUACAUGGAUCAAGAGUAAUGUGCUUUCGCAGCCAGUUGUGCUCUCAGUUGCUGAGAAAUUGGGAAAGACCCCUGCACAGGUUUGUCUUCGCUGGGGCUUGCAGAUGGGAAACAGUGUGCUUCCUAAAAGCACAAAUGAAGGAAGGAUCAAAGAGAACUUUGACGUCUUUGACUGGUCUGUACCUGAAGAUUUGAUGUCUAGGUUCUCUGAAGUUGAGCAGGCAAGGCUUAUUAGAGGCACAUCUUUUGUGAGUGACACCUAUGGCUCAUACAAAACUGUUGAAGAACUAUGGGAUGGUGAAAUCUAAAGCUUGUUUGAUAAUGCACUUGCAAAUAGGCAACCAGGAAGCGCCUCCCCGUUCAGUUUAAUACUUCUUUUUAAUUAAGAAUAUUCAGGCUGCACCCAUGAUUCUAUGAAUGCCUGAAUGUAUCAACGUUCCUAUAUAUACUCUGGUAUUUAAAACUUAUGGAGUAAUAAAAUUUCUUUGCGGACAGUUGGACACUAUUUGAAGUGGGUUAGUACUGUGUCUGUUUGAUGUCAACUGCGGGUGUCGAAUGUCAAUGGUUGGGUA
Molecule: messenger RNA, 1304 nt
Organism: Cuscuta campestris
Lineage: Eukaryota; Viridiplantae; Streptophyta; Magnoliopsida; Solanales; Convolvulaceae
Source: the annotation of a GenBank genome assembly